UCUUUCGUUCCUUCCUUCAGUCUCCAUCAUGGCGAUGCAUAACAAGGCCACACCGCCACAGAUCCCUGAUACCCGACGAGAGCUCUCUGAAUUAGUGAAGAGGAAACAAGAAUUAGCGGAGACCUUGGCAAAUCUAGAACGACAGAUCUAUGCAUUUGAAGGAAGUUACCUGGAAGACACACAGAUGUAUGGGAAUAUCAUCAGAGGCUGGGAUCGUUAUUUAACAAAUCAAAAGAACUCAAACAGUAAAAAUGAUAGGCGUAACCGAAAAUUCAAAGAAGCAGAAAGACUUUUUAGCAAAUCUUCAGUCACGUCAGCUGCUGCAGUAAGUGCUUUGGCUGGCGUACAAGAUCAGCUGAUUGAAAAACGGGAACCAGGUAGUGGAACAGAGAGUGAUAAUUCUCCAGACUUCCAGAACCAAGAAAAUGAGCCCAGUCAAGACGACACAGAGGAUAUAGAUGGUUCCCUGUCUGGUGCCAAACCUCAGAAAGCUGCUUCCUCUGCUAACUCAGGCGGACAUCAUAGCAGUCACAAGAAACGCAAGAAUAAAAACAGGCACAGGAUUGAUCUUAAACUGAACAAAAAACCAAGAUCUGAAUAUUAAGAGAAAACGGUCUACCAGUGGAGUUCUUCCCCCUCUGAGAAAGCUUGACUUGCAGAACAAGGCCUUCAUGCAGCCUGUAUACAUGAGAGGAUACCAGGAACAGUGUACGUGCCUUACAUAAAGGCUGGACUCAAGAUGAAGGAUUUCUUUAAAGAAUUUCAAAAGCUGUUUGAGGACCUAAGCAAAGCUAAUUCAGGACCAUUGUAGGAGAAUGACGGUCAUCCUUCUGUGAAUUCAUAUGCACUAAUGUAAAGAAUUUCCUAUUAGCACAUAACUUCUAAUAAUAUAAAUGGGAAACUGUAUUGCCUUGCUCCUGGUAGCUACAUUCAUGUUUGUCAUCCAACCCGGCAUGUUUCUAAAAAUGGUAAAAUGAAAUCAGUUAACCAAUCUUUCUGAGAGGACUGCAUAUAGCCACUGUAUAGAAACUUGUUUAGAGCAUUAUUUUCGCUUUCCUAUUUAUUGUUUGUUUGUAAUACAUAAUACAUUUUUACAUUCAUAAUACAAAGUCUUUUUUUAAUUCUGUUUGGUUUUACAGAAAUGUAUACAGUGUCUUAUUACAAGCGCUUAUCUGUUAAUCCUAAAGUCUUUGUAGUUUACAACUUGGUUGCUAUUACAUUAGCAGACAGAGUAUUCUUAUAAUUUUUUUUUAUUUUUCAGGUUGACUUUAUUUCAUCACACAUUGAACUUGUGCAUUUGCCUUCACAUUUGAAAUCUUAUGUUUCAAGUAUAUUUAAAGGAACGUGAAUCCCAAAAUGUUUGUUUCAUGAUUCAGAUAGAACAUACAAUUUUAAAAACUUUCCAAUUAUCUAAUUUGCUAUGACCUCUUGAUAACCUUUGUGGAAAAGCAUACCUAGGUAGGCUCAGGAACUAUCUGCUAAUUGGUGGAUGCACAUAAAUGAUCAGCUAGCUCCCAGUAGUUCAUUGUUGCUCCGUCGAUAAAGCAUACCAAGUGAAUGAAGCUAAAUUGAUAAUAGAAGUAAAUUGGAAAUUUAUUUAAAAAUGUAUGCACUAUCCAAAUCCUAAAAGAAGAAAUUUGUGUUUCAUGUCGCUUUAAUGGCAGAUAACUGGUCUUUUUUUUUUUUUUUUUUUUUUAAUUCAGGAAUUAGAAACAAUUGUUAAUAGAUGGCUGAAAAGAUAAAGUUGCAUAUGUAAUGUGCUGUAUUUUGGCUUCUUGUAUUUGUAAAGUGUACAUAUUUUUCUACUUAUAUAUAUUUUUUUUUUUUAGUUUUAUUUUUUUUUAAAUACCUAAACAUAAUAUAUUCUGUUUUAAAAUUAAGCUAGUGCCAGAAUAAGAAUUUGUUUAUAAUAGAGUGUUCUUUUUUUAAGUUAGGGCUUGACAAAGCCACAGACCCUUAGCUACAAAAAAAAUCUUGUUCCAGCUCCUAACUUUUUGGAAUCCUCUACAUUUUUUUUAUUUUGUGUGACUUCUAAGCUUUUUGUAGGAAGUAUCCCAUUUGACAUUUUUUCUUUUUUUUUUCCUUCAAAAUGUGCUUAUCCAUCCACACUUUGUUCUGUUAUAUUUUUAGAUUAUAGCUGAUCAGACGGAUGCCUUCUAUAGGAAUAUGUUGUUACAAAGCAAUUUUUUUGUAUUUACUACAACUCUCUUAAUAUCCAGAAGGUUAUCAAUAGUUUAAGUUGCAUAAUAGAUUCAAUUUAAUAAAUAUGUAUUUGGGUAUUA
Messenger RNA from Bombina bombina (fire-bellied toad), 2282 nucleotides. It is a transcript of the gene MEAF6, whose product is annotated as MYST/Esa1 associated factor 6. The transcript has 7 exons. The record is from RefSeq and is a predicted model, not a curated record. Gene Ontology annotation, cellular component: NuA4 histone acetyltransferase complex. Lineage: Eukaryota; Metazoa; Chordata; Amphibia; Anura; Bombinatoridae. The coding region runs from base 29 to 604 and encodes 191 amino acids.